This is a messenger RNA of Erigeron canadensis, 1023 nucleotides long. RefSeq lists its product as uncharacterized. The record is from RefSeq and is a predicted model, not a curated record. NCBI's taxonomy places the organism in Eukaryota, Viridiplantae, Streptophyta, Magnoliopsida, Asterales, Asteraceae. Bases 1 to 1023 code for a protein of 340 amino acids. The transcript has a single exon.
AUGGAUUGCAAAAUUGCAAGUUGGAAUGUCAGAGGAAUAAAUACUGAAUAUAAGCAUAAUGAAGCUAUUAUGUUUAUUAGAGAUGAGAAGUUACAAGUGUGUGCACUACUAGAAACUCAUUUGAAAUCAAAUACUAUUAAUAAGGUGGGAGAUAGAGUUUUUAAUACGUGGGAGUGGGUAUCUAACAUCCAGUUCAGACCUACUUGUUGCAGAAUGCUUGUUGGAUGGAAUCCUAGUGCAAUUAGGUUGAUGGUAAUAGAUACUAAUAAACAAUCCAUGCUCUGUCUAAUUGAAGUGAUCUCUAGUCAUAUAAAUUUUUUCUGUACUUUUGUAUAUGCAUGCAAUUCUGGAGUUGAGAUAAGGGUCUUAUGGAAAGAAUUAUAUAAGCAGAGACAGUUUGUGGGAAUGGAACCAUGGGCAUUGAUGGGUGACUUUAAUAUCACAUUGGAUGUGUCUGAACAUUCUAAUGGAGGAGCAUUUGCAUCUAUGGAUAUGCAUGAAUUUUUGGAUACUAUUAAUGAGUUGGAAGUGGAGGAUAUAUGUAGUAGUGGAUUCAAAUACACUUGGACAAAAUCUUUGAAGAACAAGAAGUGUGGUACUCUUAAAAAAUUAGAUAGAAUCCUGAUUAAUGAGGAGUUUAUGAAGAGGUUUAAAACUGCUUCAGGGUUGUUUAUCCCAUAUUUGGUGUAUGAUCAUAGUCCUGCUAAGCUUAUUUUUAAAAAUGGGCAGAUUAAGAAACAUAAGGCUUUUAGAUUCAAGAAUUUUGUUACUGAAAGAAAUGAGUUUUUGGAAUUAGUUAAGAAGGAAUGGGAUGAAGAGGUAGCUGGAUGUCAUAUGUAUAAAUUAGUCCAGAAAUUGAAGAAGCUUAAGAAGCCGCUGAAUAAAUUGAGUUGGAGUACUGGAAAUGUGUAUGAAAGAGUGAUUCAGUUAAAAGGUAAGUUGAAAAAGGAUCAAGCAGUAGUUGAUACAAAUCCCCACAAUGUUGAGUUGAAAGCGAAAGCAAUGAAUAUAUUGAAUAUAUGA